GAUAAAUUGAAUUAAUGAUGGUUGAACAUGAUUUCAAAACGUUAUCUACAAUUUUUCACAGUGCUUUAUUGCGUUGUAUUAUUGCACGUUUACUUCACCGUUGUAAUAUUUACUUAGCUGCUGGACAUGCUGAUGCGAGGCGCGUGUCUCGCGAAUGGAAGGGAGGUGGAGGACGACGCCUUUCUGAAUACUUUUAAAUACGACCGGAGCGAAAUGUUCCGACGAACUUUCGAGCAAGUCUUCGAGUCUCGCGUCACUUGACUAUCGCCUUCAGAAAAAUGCGAUCGCACGACCAGCACCUGGACCUCGCGCUAAAGUCGUGCAAGGAAAAGCCGUCGUCAAGGGAAAAAUCCAACGAGUCGCUUGCGCGGUCUUCUUGGCCCAAGGUCACGAUAUUUCAUGAUAAAAUGCCACACGGACAAUCCGACGAGAGGAUCUUGCCUCCUGAUUUUAGCGAAUGUUCCACUAACAUCAGUGCAAACGACUCCAACGUUCUCACCUGCGAUAUCGAGCUCUUCUGCGAAAACGACCGCGUGAACCAUGUAAUGUUGAAAGAACGGACGACUUGCACGCAGAUUUCCAGCUCCACGGAGACCGAGGAAGAGUCGAUCGAUGUGUGUCCCACGUGUAAGGAUUGCGUAGAAUGCCAGCUGCAGAAUAGAAUCGCGAAGAUGCGCAAAGCUGAAGAUCUGAUGAAUAAGCAGGAUCAAAAACACUUCGAUUAUUACGAGACCGAGGCGAACGAGACGGCUCCCAUGUCGAGUACGAUCACCUCGAUAGACUGUGAAGCUCCCAUACUUGUGGAUCUGACCAACGAGGAGACGAAGGUUACCUGGAAACAGACAAUACUGAAGCGAUUCGUUGACGACAAGAGCUCGGAAAUGUCGGAAUCACGCAUUAUGAUAGCCGAUAGUUCCAGCAGGUUGCAACGCAGCGGCACGGGUGGUAGCCUAGCGACCGCCUUGAGGGAUCGCGGUCCUUGCGUGAUCCCCGUGCAGCCUAAUCGCUCUCUGCCCAUUCGACCGGCGCCGCCGACGCCGACGAGGUCGGCGGCGUCGAUCGUAAUGUCGAAGAAAACGCGCUCGCCGAUUCUUAAGUUAUCGAAACCUGUGAACGUGGUCGAGGUGCAGUCCGAAAAAUCUUUGAGUGACACGUUAACGGACGAGUUGAGCUUUCCGUCCGGGCAACAGGAUGAGAAGAGUGACGAUAUGAUGCUCACGAGCGAACUCAUCGAUCAGACGAAGUAUAUUCUCCCGGAUAUGGCUAACGUCGUGCAGGUGAUCACGCAAGAAGUCAAUAGCGUUAAAAGGAAAAGCAGCGAAGAUCGGGGUAAGGAGUAUAAGAAAAAGAUUACCAAGGACGCGAAGAAACGAAGAAAAUCCCUCGAAAUAGACGCCAUAUGCGACGAACGUGUCGAGAAUAUUUUGAAGGAGUAUUCUAGGGUGUGUGUCGGUAAUUUGGCUGACAAGGGAGACAGGAGUUCGCAGCACGUGAUGUUGGGAUUAUGGGACGACAAAAGGUCAUCGGUCGUAGUGUCGACAACGGAGCCGGAGAUGGAGAAGACGAAAGAAAUCUGUAACAAAGUUGUGCCACCUUUAAGAUUGAAGAAAGUUGUGCCCGAAGCGAGCACCACCAAUGAGUACCGCAACGUCGAGGUGAACGCUGAGUCAGGCAACGAAUUGAAUUAUCGCAUUGUAACUGGUGCUACGCCACGUCCGGAAUCUUCGUCCGAGUAUUCUCUCUGGAGCAACAUGAGCGCAGAGAAAGAUGUCGACAAACCGUUCCUGCGGGACAAGAGUCGGCAAUUCUCACCGAAAAGCGACGGCUACAAGAUCCAGUACCGUCGCAACCGAUUGCGCCGGAAGCUGGUGGAGCUGCGCUGGAAGGCGCUGGAACUGUCGCACGAGAUAGCCGUCCAUAACAACGACAACGACACCGACACGAGUCCGCAGCGUGCUUUCCGCAACACGCGGCUGCGGCAGAUGAUGAACUGUUAUGAGAAACAGAUCGAGAACAUCUCGAAGCUGUUGUGCAAACUCUCCGCGUCUAUACCGCCGACGUCGACCGAUGACGUCGUCGACCUCGACUAUGAGAACGAGUUGAACGAAGAGCGCACCGUCGAGAAAGCCGCAGUUGAUAGCGAUAGCGUUACUGCACAGAUGGUCAAUGAAGUCUCAGUUGCCAAGCAACCGACCAGCAUUUCCGUGUCACCGUCGCCGUCGCCAGGACCACCGAAACUGUCGCCACGUUCUCCCAUCGACUAUGAGAAGAGCAAAUCGCCGGACAAGAUGAGAGAUAGUCCGCCUGUGUUGCCCAGAGUGUACAUCGUGAUUCAGCCGACCACUCCGGAAUGUAUGAAACAGAAUUUAGUCACCGCGAACAGCUGGCACGAAAGUGGCGAUGGCUCUUCAGACUCAUCGGUCGAAAAGGAAGUCAAGAUUCUCGACGAUACGGAUCAAACAAUCAUUCGUAGCGAUGUAACAACUGAACCAGCUGUAACUCCGGUUUCAUCGUCGGAGUUCGAAAACCUAGGAAAUGAUACCGCGGAGUGGAACACGGAGAACACUUUGCCGAAACUGUCGCCCACUUUAAAAAACCCAGAGAUCGAGGAAAAAAUCGAGGAGGUCACAAAGACAUUCGAGGAUAUUAACGAAUCUGAAUGCUCAACACCGUCGAUAUGUUCGAACGAUUUUCCUGGCACGACGAUGAAUAUUGAAAUAGAUAGAGGUAACACGAGGGACACGAAGGACGCCGCCGUUCAAGGAUGUCCCGAUGAGAUAGCGACGCAGGUUGCGGAAGCCCAAGCUAUGAAUAAACAAGUGGCUCAAGAGGAACAGGAGAAGAAACAGGAACAGAGCAGUUCGAGUGAAGUGUUAUCUACGUCCAAUCCGAUUCUCGAAGAAGCUAAGAAAAGCACUAAGCAUUACGACUCGGAAAAGAAGAUCAACGACAAAGAUAGGACAGUCGCGAGUACGUCCACCACGACGCAAGAAGCACCGACGAUAGUCGGACGACCGCAAGUGUCCGCGUCUAAUAUGACUAACAUCUUGCAAUUGCAAUCGAAUUACUAUGGCCCAUCCAUGGCGCGAGACAAUACGGUUUUCACGGGCGUCGUACAGGAUGCAACGAACACGCAGAAGGUGACGUCGAGUGUGACCCAAUCCGUGCCUAUAAAUCCAACGAUAUCUCUGGUAUUCUGUCAGUCUGGGUCUACUGUCAGCAGUUCGAACCAGCAAUGCGUCGUCUUGCCGAACAGUUGCAACAGCGACGUCGCCCCGGAAAAUGCCGGUCAACGAAACGAGGGAAAUCGUAUUAUGACAGAGCAGUUCCCCACAUUGGGCAACUGGGUAACGCGAUUGUCAAAGAAACAGGUUACCAAGUCGAAGUAUAAACUAAAAUCCGGAGUGACGCUUCCGACUACGUCGACUGCGGAAGUUGCUCGCAAUUCUACCGUUACCCAGGUUCCUGGGUUGGAAGCGCAAAAAGUGCGCGCGAGUAUGCCGAGCAACGCGACUCGCAGCAACAUAGUCAACGUAGCUCCGCAGUGGAACACGGAAAGGUGGCAGCGUCAACAGCGUCAGCAGCAAUUGUACGACGCAGCGUCAUCGGCUGCGCCCGCAGUCCGACCAAGAAUUUGCCCGCCGAUCUCGGUCACUCAAUUUUAUCCACCUAAUUACGCGAUCGAUCCUUACGGCAACGGGACGGCUUUCGGCUACCACACGAUGUGUCCAUACGGCGAUUACUCCUAUCAUCCGCGGCUACACACGGCUGCACCGCCGGCGAUAAGCGGCUACCAGAUACCGCUUCAGGACUCCUCGCCGAUCCGUCAGAUGCAGAAUACCGAAAAACGUUUUCACCUGCAGGAGGUGACGCGGCACUUCGCCGACAUUCUUAAGUAUCCUGCGAGCUUGUCCACAACGGGGAACUAUCAGCGCACUGCUACCGGCUUGGACUUUGAUCGGCUAAGACCUGCGGCGGCGGUCACUCAGAACGGCAGCACCGCAUCCGCGGCUUGCUUGCCGCAGUUAUUGUUACCGCCGCCGCCCCCGUUGCCGGCUACAGCGCAGCAGACCUCGCGUACCGCUCCUCUAGCUGACUAUUCUUCAAACACUAAUCAAUGCGGCAGGAACAGGAUAAUUCCAGACGUCGUGGCCGCGGCAGCGGCCGCUGCCGCAGCUGUGGCGGCAGCUUCCUUCGGCCAGCAACGUGGUCCUUUGCCGCCGUACGGGAGAACCGACGCGGAGAUAGUGUCCGGAGGCAUCGGCGGUAUGAUCGACAAUGAGUCCACGCAGCUGAUAAUGAACAGAACGGCGAAUCGUGAACGUCUGUCCGAGCAAGUGCAAUCAGUCGCCAGCGGCGUCGGCGUGAACUCACGGUUAAAUAAUAACAGUUAUCAUCAGUUACAGAAUUUGAUCUUGGAUAGAUUGCCUUACGUGAAAACCGAUGAUGCUUACUCGCAGCGGGCUAUCUUCAACGAUAAUAGGCAAGAGAUGAUGGCCUCUUCCGUGUCUUCGUCGACGUACAAGUCCAACGCAAUGUCUGCGUUCAACGCGUUGAUCUCGCGGGAGGCCGCGAGGAAGGAGAGUCGUAACUGCGAUACUCCGCAUUUGGGAAAAGUGAAUCGCACACUGGAGACCACGAACAAUCUCAAGUGCUCCAACUGCGGCAUGACUGGUUCUAUGUUCAAGUGCCUGGGCUGCGAAACGACUUUCUAUUGCGACGAGAGGUGUCAGAUUCGUCACUGGGGCAUUCAUGUGGAGAAGUGUCCCAAGAGAAUGCCUAAAUUGAAGAAACUCAUCUGAAAAAU
This is a messenger RNA of Odontomachus brunneus, 4807 nucleotides long. RefSeq lists its product as uncharacterized. The coding region runs from base 279 to 4802 and encodes 1507 amino acids. The transcript has 9 exons. NCBI's taxonomy places the organism in Eukaryota, Metazoa, Arthropoda, Insecta, Hymenoptera, Formicidae. The record is from RefSeq and is a predicted model, not a curated record.